Messenger RNA from Protopolystoma xenopodis, 311 nucleotides. The record is from the annotation of a GenBank genome assembly. NCBI's taxonomy places the organism in Eukaryota, Metazoa, Platyhelminthes, Monogenea, Polystomatidea, Polystomatidae.
AAGAUGAUCCUGAAAAUAUUAAAAAAGACGUCAAUAAACAUGUUCAUUUGACAUUGGCAACAGACUACAAUGCUGCCAGAGUUCAUGACUAUUAUGUUUCGUUAGCUCAUACUGUUUGGGAGAGAUUGGCCACUCGUUGGUUAAGAACAUUACAGCAUCACUAUAAACAUGAUCACAAGCGAGUUUAUUAUCUUUCUCUUGAAUUUUAUAUGGGUCGUACUCUUUCGAAUGCCAUGCUUAAUCUUGGCCUAUCGGACUGUGUAGAGGAUGCAUUAUUUGACGUAAGACAAUUUGUUCUUAAACUUAGCUAA